AUGAUGAUAAAGUCCUCCGUCUCCAAGGCAUGCCUUGUCCUCUUUGUCUCCUGCCUCCUCAUCACCCCAUCAGCGGCACUGUGGCAUACCCGAGCCAAGCCGGUCGUUGGUACUACCACUACCUGUUCUGCCAAUUCUGGCGGAACCUGUGGUGUCAAUGAUGGCAAUAACAGCAAUAAUGAGACCUACUCGAAAUUUCACUACAAGACCAACGAUAAUGACGGCUCAAGAAACUUGCACCAAAUCCUCUUGUUUGUCUCUGCCGUCUUGUCGUUGGGUAUCUCCAUUGGCAUUUACAUGGGCAAAAGCAGCAGCAGCAACGCCACCAGCAAGAGCAAGACUGGCCGAGAGAGCAUUAUCAGUGACACCCUGUCCAUCUUUUCGUCCGGGUCCAACAAGAGCAGCAAACAGAAGAAGCACACGCCCAAGGUCCAAAUCAUCACCAAGGGAUUUGAUACCGUCUUGCGACGCAUGAAUGGAGCGGAUGUCGCAUUUGAUGGGAUCCAACUCCAACUGACGCAAAAGGUCAAAAAGGGCAGUGAUCAGCCAGCCACACGAAUGCUGUUGGAUGGCAGUUUUCGGGGGAGAAUCAAGUCGGGACGCAUGGUAGCCAUCAUGGGGCCGUCCGGAGCUGGAAAGUCCGUCUUUCUCCACGCUUUGGCUGGCCGCAUCAAGGCCGACAGCAAACUCGCGUUACAAGGCGACCGGUACUUGAACGGUCAAGUCCAACCUCCGGAUGCCGUCCUCCCGGCUGCCUUUGUCGAACAAGAAGUCAACUUUUUCCCUCGCAUGACGGUUCGCGAGACACUGGCAUUUCGUGUCGCCCUUCAUUACGGCGACUUGCUCGAUAAGGACGCCCAACAAGCUCGUGUCAGCGAUCUCUUGUCUCAGCUGGGUUUGGAUAUCUGUGCCGACACGAUUGUCGGUGAUCAAAAAGUCCGGGGCAUAUCCAGUGGAGAACGCAAACGGUUGUCCAUUGCCGUGGAAAUGAUCUCGUCGCCCGAUUUGGUCUGUUGUGAUGAACCGACAUCCAAUUUGGAUUCUACCGCGGCGGCUGUUGUCGUCGACAAGUUGCGACAAAUGGCCGUCAAGGGCAAGACCAUUCUCUGUGUCAUUCAUCAACCCAGUGCCAUGAUUUUCUCGCAAUUUGACGAUGUCCUCCUCGUCAGUCAAGGCAAACAAAUGUACUUUGGACCCGUCUUUGGCAUUCGCAAGUACAUGGAAGAUCUGGGAUACUUGCCCGAAGACGAAACGGGAACCCCGGAAUUCAUUUUGGAUUGCGUCUCGCCCAUUCCCAGCAUGUGGGAAAUCCCCAAGGAAGCCGAAGAUCGAUUGCAAGUCUUGGCCAAGGCAGCCAUGAAGCAAGCGGCGGAUAUGGAUUUGGGGGUCAAGAAUGGCGAUGGAAUGGCGGAAUCUUCCUGUCCGUCACUACUGGGCGACAGUACCGCCAGUCUCGAUUCGGAUUGUCCCCGUACCAGCAUGUGGACGCAAUUCAAACUACUGUUGCAGAGAGCCGUUGCCGAAAACUUUCGGGGCAAGGAUGUCAUUAUGAUCAAGACUACGCAACAGGCGGUAGUGGCAAUCAUCUACGGUGCCAUUUACAGUUUGGGCCACAAUCAGGCAUCCAUUCUGGAUCGAUUUGGAUUGUUGUCCCUGACAUCGAUUGGUGGGGCCAACAUGGCCAUUGCCACGGCAUUGCGCAGUUUCCCCAAAGAAAAAACCAUUGCCGGGGCCGAGAUUGCCAUUAAGCAGUAUCGAGCACUCCCGUACUUUGCCGCCAAGGCCAUUUCCGAACUCCCUCUGGUCUUUUUUUACAAUGGUGUCAUGGGUAUCAUUCUCUUUUUCGCAACCGGCAUGAAUCCCGAUCGAUUCUGGACGUUCCUCGGACUGAUUACGUUGCAUUCCUUGGCGUCGGAAGCGUCCGGGAUGGCAGUGGGGGCAGUCAGUCCCAGUUCGGAGGUUGCCUUGGCUGUCUUUCCCGCCAUUUUGAUCUUGAAUGUCAUUUUUGAUGGCCGCAACAUUUCCAUUGAGAAUACCCCGUUUCUACUGCGCUGGAUUCCCAAAGUGUCCCUCAUCCGCUGGGGAUUUGAAGGGUUGGUUGUCAAUGAGUUUGAAGGUUUGGAAUUCGAUGCCACUGAUUCGGAGGGCCCAGCGGCGGCCACUGGCAAGCAAGCCUUGGCAAUGUUUGGUAUGGACGACGCGAGCGUCGAGGAUGCGGUCCAGGCGGAAGCCACCAUUAUGAUCGCAUGCUGGUGCUUGGCGUACUUGGGCUUGACCCUUACGAAACAGAGGUUUGUGACGAUGCAACCAGUCCGGGGGUAA
Molecule: messenger RNA, 2322 nt
Organism: Seminavis robusta
Lineage: Eukaryota; Bacillariophyta; Bacillariophyceae; Naviculales; Naviculaceae
Source: the annotation of a GenBank genome assembly